Mercurialis annua (annual mercury) is the source of this 1534-nucleotide messenger RNA. RefSeq names its product floral homeotic protein GLOBOSA-like. Gene Ontology annotation, biological process: positive regulation of transcription by RNA polymerase II. Gene Ontology annotation, molecular function: protein dimerization activity; RNA polymerase II cis-regulatory region sequence-specific DNA binding; DNA-binding transcription factor activity, RNA polymerase II-specific. The transcript is spliced from 2 exons. The record is from RefSeq and is a predicted model, not a curated record. Lineage: Eukaryota; Viridiplantae; Streptophyta; Magnoliopsida; Malpighiales; Euphorbiaceae. Bases 252 to 1331 code for a protein of 359 amino acids.
AUAGGAGAUUCCCCCUCAUAUUUUAUUUCCUAAAACAAGAACAAUCAAAUGUUCAAGAAAAUAAAAACUUGACAAAUCGGUUAGUUUCCAUUACGAACAAGAGAAAAUCUUUCUUGAAAUCCAGCAAUCAAUGCCUUGUUCCUUAUUAUAUUUCUUGUUCCUAUAUAAAAACAAAGCUCGUCCACCCAAAUUUGUCAUUACAAAAUCUCCAUUGUUGUGUUUGAACUCCAUUUACGCCUUAGAUCAAAGCAAUGGGUCAUAGCAGAAUAAAGAUGGAAUUGAUAAAGAAGGAGAGUACGCGAAUGCUUACGUAUCAGAAAAGAAAGAAAAGUUUAGAGAAAAAGGUUUCAGAAUUCUCAAUUCUCUGUGGUGUUGAAGCUUGUUUAGUCAUUUUCGGACCGAAACUGAAAAAUCAAUAUUCCAACAAGCCCGACGCUGUCUGGCCGCUCAAUUCUGAUGAAGCUAGAAAUAUUAUCGGCAAGUAUAAGGAAACUGAUCAAGCGAAAAGAUGCUAUUCUGUUUCUGAUUAUUUUUCGGAAAAGAAGAAGAAACUUGAUGCAGAGAUUUUUAAGUUGCAUAAGCAGGUUUUCCAAGCUAAGUUCCCGUCAUGGAAUGUUCGGUUGGAUAGUUCGUCUGAAGAUGAAUUACGACUACUUGUUACUUUAUUAGAAAAUAGAAUUGAAGCGGCUGAUCAACGAUUGAACUCAUUCCAAGCAAAUCAGAAUGAUCGAAUUGAAAUGUUAGCGCCAAGAAUGGUCUAUGAUACUCACAACUUUCAGGGUUUUCCGGACCUGAUGAAGGAUGUUCAAAUUCCUCCUAUAUAUUGGCAGAAUCCGUAUAUGAUCCCGUUGAAUUCAAACUUUCAACUUUUCCCUGAUACUCAUUCAACCAUAUCUGGUCGAAAUUUGAUGGACAAUAACAGCAGUAGCAGCAGCUCAAAUAACUUGCAAUUGCAAUUGUUUGCUCCGAAGCCAUUGGAUGUUCAAGUUCCAAUGUAUUUCCAGAAUCAGGGGAUGUCGCUAAAUUCAAAUGUAAUGGAGGAUGUGAUGGCGAAAAUGUCGAACAAUCAGAAUUUCAGCAAUCAAUUUGGUGGCAGAGGUAUUCUUAAUCAUAUUCCAAGCUUUUCAGGAUUGCCCUAUGCUGCUAACCCUCAAUUCCUGGUACCGGAUAAUGUACGGCUCAACCAUUUUGAUGCCUCUAUGCCGCUGCAAACAAUGUUGCCACAAUCACGUAAUCAGCCGCCCAUGUCGAGCCUUCAGAAUCAGGUGCACUUUCCUCAAGCAGACAAGUUUAGUUUUUAUGACAUUGGAAUUCCAAAAGCAGAAAGAUAGUGUGAAGUAGUAGAUGUGUAUUUUGAUGAUUUCUGAAUAGCAUGAAGCGAGUAGUUUCGGAUUUUUGAUGUUUAGCAACUUACAUAUUCUUCAGCUUUAUAUCCUUUUAUGACUUUUUAAUGCUUUUAAUUUUCAUGAACAUGUAGUUACUGAAAAACGGAUGUAAAUUCAACUUUCUCUAGUUUGAUAUGGAUUAUAUUUUU